AUGGCUCCAAAGGUUCAACAAACUAAAGCUGCUAAGGCCGCUGCCGCUUUGGCCGGUGGUAAGAAGGGUAAGAAGAAGUGGAACAAGGGUAAGGUUAAGGACAAGGCCCAACACGCUAUCACCCUCGACCAAGAAAAAUACGACAGAAUCUUGAAGGACGUCCCAGGUUACAAGUUCGUCUCUGUUUCCGUCUUAGUUGACAGAUUGAAGAUCGGUGGUUCCCUUGCUAGAGUUGCUUUGAGACAAUUGGAAGAAGAUGGUAUCAUCACCCCAAUCUUGAAACACUCCAAGCAGUCUAUCUACACCCGUGCUUAA
Messenger RNA from Suhomyces tanzawaensis NRRL Y-17324, 315 nucleotides. RefSeq names its product 40S ribosomal protein eS25 (gene RPS25B). Lineage: Eukaryota; Fungi; Ascomycota; Pichiomycetes; Serinales; Debaryomycetaceae. Gene Ontology annotation, molecular function: structural constituent of ribosome. Bases 1 to 315 code for a protein of 104 amino acids. The transcript has a single exon. Gene Ontology annotation, cellular component: cytosolic small ribosomal subunit. The record is from RefSeq and is a predicted model, not a curated record.